AUGAAGAUAUUGGGCCAGAUUGCUUUCUUGCUUCUGCUUGGGGGAAUCUGGUGUCAGAACAACCGUAAUGCUAAAGCUAGUGGCAAGUCCACCAAGAAGUCUGGUGGGAACCAAGGAGGUGAUGUUGGCCAGUCAGCCCCUGUCGUCGAACUGACUCCUGGAAGCACAGAGGCCACUGGAGGUACUGGAGGUACUGGAGGCACUGGACAGCAGACAAAUGAUAUGAGGCUGCACUUCCUCAAGAACACCCAAGUCACAUGUAAUGAUGGAACAUCAGCUGGGUUUUACCUAAAGGAGUUCAGAGGAAGCCGCCGAUGGCUGUUAUUUCUGGAAGGUGGCUGGUGCUGCUACAGCAGAGAGACCUGUGAUUCCAGGUACCAAAAUAUCCCACGACUAAUGAGCUCAUCAGGGUGGCCCCAAACAAAAAGAGGAACUGGAAUACUUUCUUCCCAAGCAGAAGAAAACCCUCACUGGCAUAAUGCAAACAUCAUAUUCAUCCCAUACUGUUCCAGUGAUGUAUGGAGUGGAACUGGUCCGUCUCCAACCCCUCCGCCCCGGCCACGACAAGGAAGAGAGAAAGAAAGAGAGCAAAAUGCAAACACAACUGAGUACACCUUCAUGGGAUCCCUGAUCAUCCGAGAGGUCAUCAAAGACCUCAUCCCCAAAGGAAUCAAGCAGGCCAAGGUUGUAAUGCUGUCUGGCACAAGUGCUGGCGGGACAGGUGUUUUGCUGAACAUCGAGAGAGUGGCCAGUCAGCUGGAGCUGCUCGGUGCAGAGGCUCAGGUCCGAGGCCUGGUGGACUCUGGCUGGUUUUUAGAGAGUAAGCAGCAGAGAUCACCUAACUGUCCCGAGACUGUCUCCUGCUCACCUGAAGAUGCCAUCAAGAUCGGACUCAGGUUGUGGAAUGGGGUUGUGCCUGAGAGAUGUCGGCAGCUCUACAAGAGAGGAGAAGAGUGGCAGUGCUUCUUUGGACACAAACUCUACUCUACCUUGACCUCCCCUCUGUUUGUUGUGCAGUGGCUGUUCGAUGAGGAGCAACUGAGGGUCGAGAACAUCUACAUGGGAGGACAGAGUCUGUCUGUGGAGCAGUGGCAGUACAUACAGAACCUGGGCAGAGAGCUCACAAACUCCCUAAGAGAUGUCACGGCUGUAUUUGCUCCAUCUUGCCUCUCCCACACAGUGCUGACUAAAAGUAACUGGAUGACUUUCCAAGUCAGAGGUACUUCUCUGCCACGGGCCCUGCACUGCUGGGACAGGAGCCUGGAGGCAACGCGCAACAACAGGACUCCAGCCAAAGGUUGUCCUUUCCACCUGGUCGACACCUGCCAGUGGCCCCAGUGCAACCCCACCUGCCCGGCCUUGGUGGACCAGGCCACCCAGCAGGAGCUUACCCUGCUCCAGAUGCUAGUAGCCAUGGGCCUUGACCUCCAGAGGCUGGGCUUGGAUCCCCAGGGAGAUGAAGAUUCUCUUGCCAGCAUGGUCAGCAACGGUGGCUAA
Paralichthys olivaceus (Japanese flounder) is the source of this 1497-nucleotide messenger RNA. The record is from RefSeq and is a predicted model, not a curated record. Lineage: Eukaryota; Metazoa; Chordata; Actinopteri; Pleuronectiformes; Paralichthyidae.